AUGACAAUUCAGCCUGGUAACAGCUCUCCAGAAGAAAUAGAGACCCUGGAUCUGCUGAGGAAUUGUUUGGUGUGCAAAUGGGACUUGUGGAGGAGAGACCCCAGAAUGUUACCUUGCCUUCAUUCCUUCUGUAAGGACUGUCUUCCAUAUUUGGUUCAAGGAUAUAGCUGUAUUCCUACUGACUGUGAAGUUCUAUAUGAAGGUAUCCUUUGCUGCCCUGUGUGCAAACAGACCUGCUUUGCAAGGGAUGUAGUUGAAAAUUUCUUUAUCAAGGACUUUCCCACUGGUAAUUCAGCUAUGGCAAAGAUCUGUGCUACGUGUAAAGAGAAGCGACCUGCUCACAGUCUCUGUACAAGCUGCAAUAAGUGGUUGUGCAGCUCAUGUACAGAGGAACAUAGACAUGGCAAGGAAACUGGAGACCGCUUCCUACCUGUAUCCUUGAAGGGCUGCACAGCAACUGCAGAUGAAGCAAGCAAGUUUUCUGUGUUUUGUCCAGUGCACGCUCAAGAGCCACUCAAGCUGUUUUGUGAGACCUGUGAUACCCUUACGUGCCGCAGCUGCCUUCUGACAGAGCAUAAGGAACACAGGUUCAAACAUCUUGAUGAAGCUUUGCAAAAUCAGAGAGUGAUCCUGGAAAAUGUCAUAACUAAAGUGGAAGACAAAAGAAGGGGCAUUCAAGUGUCAACUAAACAGAUUGAAGACAGGCUGCUUGAAGUAAAACAUUUAUACAAGAAGGUAGAAAAUCAAAUAAAAAUGGCCAAGAUGGUUUUGAUGAGUGAAAUCAAUAAACGAACAAACAUCCUUCUGGAACAACUUGAAAAAGUCACCAGUGAAAGGAGGCAGAAAUUGGAGCAACAACUGCAAGGUGUUGUGGUUUUAAGCAGACAGUUAGAACAUGUGCAGAACUUUAUCAGCUGGGCAGUGUGCAGUAAAAACAGCAUCCCAUUUCUCUUCAGUAAAGAACUGAUUGUAUUUCAGAUCCAGCGCUUGUUAGAGACAAACUGUAACACAGACAUAGGUCCUCCUCUAAAGAUCAGAUUUACUUGGGAUCCCUCCUACUGGACUAAACAACUGUCCAAUCUGGGGGGUUUCACUAUGGAAGGUGGACACAUUUCUCACUCAGAUGUGGUACUCUGUGGAAGUGUGCAAGGAUUACAGACCUCCUUGAUUCAGGGGCAGCGGUCACCAGCUCCACAGCUGGGACCUGGGAAUAGCCAGCUACAUCAGUUUCCAGCUGCAGCUCAGUGUCCUGUGCCUGUGUGCUGCUCACACUGCCUCGGCGUACCUCACUCAAACAAAGCUCAGCCUUCUUACCAAGACACAAAUCGCCAUCACAAUUUUCGACAACCUUCUGAACUGCACCAGCAGCGUUUUCCUCUGCAGUACAGCAUGCAGCAACGUGAAAAAGAGUGCAGGGGUGCCCCCCAGCCUCUGAAACUAACACAGCCUGGGCUGGAACAGCAGCCGCGGUCAGAGCCAGAGACUGUCUCCGGGAGGAUGGGAAAGCACUUACCUGCCCAGCAGCUGCAUCAGACUGCACCCUUGGGUUAUGCCGUUGUAUCGCAUGAGGCUCAUCAAGUUCAUACCAGCCAUCUACAGCCACUGCGCACAGAAGGUUGUUUGCAGACAUCAACUGUGCAAGUGCAACUUGGUAAUCCCCAGAAGAUAAAAUCUAACCAUUUGCAGCAGCCACCACAGCAGCAGCAGCAGCAUCCACCAGCAUCGCCACCAUCAGGUCAGAAUGAGAACACCCACAAACAAGUCAUUCAGCAAAGCCUGGACAUAAUGCACCACCAGUUUGAACUGGAGGAGAUGAAAAAGGAUCUCGAGCUUCUUUUGCAGGCCCAAGGACAGCCCAGCUUGCAGCUGAACCAAGCCAAGCCACCUCAGCACGUUCAACAGACCAUAGUGGGUCAAAUCAACUACAUAGUGAGGCAGCCAGCCCCAGUUCAGCAACAAAUCCAAGAUGAAGAAGAGGUCUAUGAGAGUUCCACUGAUCUUGAUGCCCAGAAGCCUGUAAUUACUCUUGACAAAAGUGGAGGUCCCUCCCUGUCACAGUCACUAGAUGAAGAAGCCAGUGUCAGCAGUCACUCCUCUCAGAGCACAUUGCACCAGUCAGCUUUCCAUCCAGUGAGAAAGCGUUCAGCAUCCAUAAGCAUUGUGGACUUUUCAAACAGUUUAGAAAUGGAAUUACCUUCAACAAGGUUAUCUAGCUUGGCCGACCCACAGAUGCAAGGUGCAACUGCUGUAACACUUGGCCCAUCAACGGAUGCUCUUUGUGACUGUGAUACUUCACCAGAUUCAGUGCCCAGCUACAGCUUGACGUCAGGCAGAGGUCCAAGUGAUCUGAGUCCAGGGGCUGCCACUGGCCUGGCACUGGGUGAUGUAAUCCAGGGCAGCACUAAGUGCAAGCUGGAAGAUGAAGGCUUCAGUACUGUGGCUCAUCCUCUAGAAGGCAGCUUGGCUAUUGCUGGGCAAGAUGUAGUUAAUGAAUUAACUCUUUCUAUGCAAAAAGUGCUGGAAGAACCAAUCAAUCUUUCCCUCAAAAAAUCUCAGCAUUGUACGUCUUCGUGUGAGCUCCUCAGCAACACUUCUUUCCUACCUGUGAAUGCCAGCAUGAGACAACAUGGAAGCAAAGAAGAUUCCAAUAACUGUGAAAAGGAACAUUUAGAAAUGGAUAUGAAAAGCAAUCAGAAUGUCAGAGCUGACCCUAAGGAGAAGAAGAUCCCUUAUGUGCGACUGGAACGCCUAAAAAUAGGUACAUCAGAAGCAGGGGAGCUGCCAGUGUUUAAGCUCCAGCCACAGCACAAUGAGCAGGAGGGCAAAAUUCUCCUGAUAAUUGAGUGUGGGAACCAGUCUUCAAGUAUGUCUAUAAAGAUAAAUGAAGAUAGUUCACAUGAAGGACUGAAGUCCAAAGGAGAGAACUCAGAGGGCAGGAAGGUUCUUAUAUCCCAGGCUGCAGGACAGACACAAGCUGCCCCUGUAGAUACUCUGUCUGCUGAUCAGAAGCUCAACAACGGCAUCUCCAUCACAAAAAGGUCUCCCAUUACUCAGGAAGUCAGUCCAAUUGAAAAUGAGGACUUCUGUGCUGUGUGUCUUAAUGGAGGAGAGCUGUUGUGCUGUGAUCACUGCCCCAAGGUCUUCCAUCUCUCCUGCCAUGUUCCAGCCCUGCUCAGCUUUCCAGUGGGAGAAUGGGUGUGCACCCUUUGCCGUAAUCCAGUGAGGCCGGAGGUAGAAUAUGACUGUGAGAACACACGCUGUGGCCACAGCUAUCCUGCACAAUAUGGCCUCGAUGACUGUGACCAGAAGAAGUGUGAAAAGCUGGUGCUUUCCCUGUUCUGCAGUAGUAUGAGCCUCCCAUUCCAUGAACCUGUCAGCCCACUGGCUCGGCAUUAUUACCAGAUCAUCAAAAGGCCAAUGGAUUUGUCAAUCAUACGAAACAAGCUGCAAAAAAAGAGCAAGUCCCAUUACUCUGCACCUGAGGAACUUGUGACUGACGUGCGUCUCAUGUUUUGGAACUGUGCAAAGUUCAACUAUCCAGAUUCAGAGGUUGCCGAAGCUGGACGAUGCCUAGAUGUAUUCUUUGAGGGCAAACUGAAGGAGAUUUAUCCAGACAGGAAUUUUCCUUCAAUGCAACAAGAGGACUCUGAUGCUGAAGAAGUGGAGAGUCAGAAUAGCAAAAUGCCACUUCAAGAUUUCCAGUGGCCAUCAUAUGGACAGGAGUGUGUUCAGCCCAAAAGGAGACGGCGCCACACUGAAAGUGAAAAAAAUUAAAGAAUGAUGUCUCAGCCAGCUAACAGCCUUCCUCAGGUAUGACCUCCUCAAGAUGUGAGAUAUGCUAUGAGGAAUCCUGCAGCAUAACUGACAGAGUUAAGGUGUGUGGGAGGAAAGCGAAGCACUUGAGCCGUUUGUCUAUUAAACUCUCCUAAUCUGCUGACCAUAUGCCUUAUUUCUAGAUCUUGUGGGUAGAUAACAGAUCCAAAGUGUUUGAAUCUGUCAAUAUUCAAUAUGUUAAAUCAUGUAUACGUUUUGCAGUGUUUACACUGAAAUACUAAUGUUUUGGUGAUAGGUAAUUAUGAUGAAUAAUGGAAGUAACAUGCUAAUAAUCUCUAAUACUGCAGUACCAUUUUAUAAUCUGUUUUAUAGAGCACAGGUAACCAUGUAAUGAUCUUGCAAUGUCAGUGUGGAUGUUGGCCAUGCUUUGUGAUAAACACAGCACGUAGAGAUAAAAACCGUAAUCCUGUUGUUUUCUUCAAUGAUUUUCCUGGGAGCUUGACUGCUCAAGGUCUGUGAGAUGCAGUCUAAUGUGGUUAUCAGAUUAACUGUUUCUUUUGAAGCAGAACAUUUUUAUUAAAUCACAAAAGAACAAGUGCUAGUACUAGGGCUCUGUGUGGGCUGUUUCUGAGUGCAUACGAGAUGUUAUUUUUGCCAGGAAUGAUUCUUCUGGUGUUUAAUUCAUACUUGGUAAAACAGUGUGGGAUUUCUUGGGUAUCAAAGGUAGCACUUCUAUACAACCCAAGCCAUUUGGUUCUCUUUAAAACAGAUAUUGGAACUCAAUAAAUUAACUAUGAAACAAAUUACAUGGUUAUAGAAGUGCCUAUAAAAUAACAUAAUAUAUUCCUGAUUUUCUCUUUGCUUAUUUUUGUAGUUGUGAGUGCCAACAGUGCUAGAAGAUGAGGAUAACAUGUAUAUGUAGAAGCUCAAAAAGAG
Messenger RNA from Dryobates pubescens (Downy woodpecker), 4710 nucleotides. RefSeq names its product tripartite motif containing 66 (gene TRIM66). The transcript has 21 exons. The record is from RefSeq and is a predicted model, not a curated record. Bases 1 to 3774 code for a protein of 1257 amino acids. NCBI's taxonomy places the organism in Eukaryota, Metazoa, Chordata, Aves, Piciformes, Picidae. Gene Ontology annotation, molecular function: zinc ion binding; protein binding.